Molecule: messenger RNA, 9114 nt
Organism: Mizuhopecten yessoensis (Yesso scallop)
Lineage: Eukaryota; Metazoa; Mollusca; Bivalvia; Pectinida; Pectinidae
Product: centrosomal protein of 170 kDa-like
Exons: 16
Coding region: 524-5965 (1813 amino acids)
Molecular function (GO): protein binding; mRNA binding
Source: RefSeq, a predicted model, not a curated record
CUAGUUACCUUAGCGGGAUUGAUAGGCGACACGUAAUUAAACAUCCUGUGUUUACCCAGACGGACCUGUCCGACACACUGUACAGCCAAUCACUUCUUAAUAAUGGGAUUAUAUAUUGGAGGAUGUCAAAAAUACUUUUAAUGUUUAAAAAAUAAUAUUUAAAGUGAACUAGAGACACUUUGUCACAUACAUGAAUAGACAACUCGGGUAGGUGCUGUGUACACAGACUGACAGUACACAAUGUAUACCAGAUCAGUAUGAAGGAGAGAAAAAAAUCAAGUUUUGAAUGACAUCCAAGUUCAACUUAUAUAGUACUUGUACAUUAACAUGUCGAGUAUUGUACUGUAGAACAUGUUUGUGUGUAAAGGGGUGGCCACAUGCCACCCAGACCCUCUAACAUAGAGAUGAUCCUACUGGAUACUCGGGUAGCGUGGCUGUCAGAGGUGGUGGAUCAGCGUGUCGAUUACACUGGAUCACUAUAAUGUGUACAGGGAUUUAAACUUCGUGUUAUGUAAGCCUGAUAAUGAAAUUCACCAUGCGAAAGAACAAGACUUGGGGGAGCAGUCGACAAUUAAGUGAAAUGGACCCCGCCCCAGCGCAGGUGGAGGACUGGUGUCUGGUGGACGGGGAAGGGGAGCGCUACAAACUGCCUAAAACCAUGCUGUUUAUGGGCCGGGAGGAAUGUGAUAUUGUUGUCAGGUCAGAGACUGUUGACAAGCGCCACGCUGUGAUAACAUUUGAUCAUUACCUGAACAAGUUCAAAAUCAAGGAUCUCACUACAGCCAAUGGGACGUUCGUGAAUGACCGGCGUAUACACGACCAGGAGUAUGUUACGUUGGAACAUAUGGACUCUGUUCGUCUAGGACAGGAUUCCAUGAUGUACCACAUGGAGGAGGUGAGAGAAGACGAGGACCAGCAGGCCCCUGAGCAGGACGUGGCCCAACCCACCACCAACAUGCCGUCCUGGGCCACCAAGGAACUUCCACUGAUGGCCAUGGCCGAGUGUCAGGGGUGCAUUGCUGAGCAACGGAUCUCCCACACUUGUACGGUUCAGAGUGACCAAUCAGAUGUGAUGAACUUCAGCCCCAAUCACUGUGUGGUUCGUCCCGACCAAUCAGACGCUAUGCAUUAUACCCAUCAUCAGCACGUGGUGCACAACAACCAAUCAGAAGCCAUGCAUUACAACCCUCAAAAUCAUGUGAUAUAUACAGAACAAACGGAAGCCAUUAAUUAUAUUCCUCAUCCUCAUAUGAUUAAUACUGACCAACCCCAUUACAAUCCUCAACAUGUGAUGCACAUGGACCAAUCACAUUACAGUGGUCAUCAGCAGCAGAUGUAUCCUGACAAUUCUCACUAUGAUAAUGUGGAGAGUUACACUAACGAGGAGUACAAACCACAGAACUCAUCCAAACAGUCCGACAAGGACCUCGGAUGUAACACGUGGCCGCGCAAAAGGAUGCGGAAUGUGAGAAACAUCGCUAGUUUCUUCACGGAGGAGUUAACCAAUGGCACAAGCCAGGAUGACCACUCACACAGAAUACUACGAGGGGAGAGCACUCAGAGAGAAAAUCUGCCACCCGAGUUAGAGACUGUGAAGAAAGCUACACCCUUGUAUGGUCAGCCGGAUUGGUGGGGAGAAGAUGUUGACCCUAAUGACAAUACUGAAGAUGCUUCCAACCUAAGUGUAGACAGUAAAGGUCACCAACAGUAUGUCACCAACACAUUGAACAACUCACACCGAAUGGAGCCUGCUCAGGGUGAGGCGAGUCAUGAUACAAGUGUUCUGGACCCCAGGGAUGUCCCUCCCUCAAAGUCCCAUGAUCCUGGAGGUGGGGGCCCAACAGCUGAUGAGAGUCAUGAUAAGGGAGAUAACCCCAUCCCCAGGCCACCAUCAGAUAGCUCAGCAGGUCCUGCUAUGUCUUUUACUGUUGACUUUGAUGAAGACAUUAGAACAAUGAAUUCUGCAGGAAAACUCAGUGACUUUGUGCCAUCUAAAAUGAGGAAAAGUUUCAGGGAGAGAAAAGAGAAAGCUAUAGCUAAAGCUAAAGAGGCUAAUUCACCUGAAAAGUUGGCAUCUAGUUCUGUUGCCAAAGAUAUCUCACCUGCAGCCAAGGGAGGUAAAUCUGUCUCUAAAGCAGGAACACCAGAGAAAGAAGAUCUACCAGAGAAAAUAGAAGCCGAAGAAAUCGCAACUAAAAGGCAAAAGAAGGCAGAAGCCGAGAUGACACCACCAAGACUACGGAAGAAAGUAGAAAACGAAGAGAUGACUCCUCGAAGACAGAAGAAAAUUGAUGAAAUAUGGGAGUCAGACUCAUCAUCAUCUACUAAAGGCAGAAGGUCAACAGAGAUGAAGAGGUCAAGCAGAUCCUCUCAAGAAAGUGACAAUGUUUCAGUUCCAACAAGGUUGACAAGGUCAAUGGAUACAGAUAAGGUCACCACAAGGUCGUCAAGGUCAAUGGACACAGAUAAAGUCACCACAAGGUCGUCAAGGUCAGUGGACACAGACAAAGUCACAACAAGGUCAUCAAGGUCAGUAGACACAGAUAAAGUCACAACAAGGUCGUCAAGGUCAAUGAACACAGAAAAAGUCUCCACAAGGUCCACUAGGUCGAUGGACAUGGAUAAGGUUACCACAAGGUCACCAAGGUCAAUGGACAUGGACAAGGUCAACACAAGAUCCACAAGGUCACAGGAUACAGAGAAGGUCACUGCAGUGUCAGCCAGAGGUACCAAAACAUAUGUCAAAAGAAAGGUAACAACAGACCCAAAAAAAUCCCAGAAAUCUGCCCAGCUUAAAGAAGAGGACCAGACAGCUGCUGCAGCAGUGCUCAAAAUGACGGAAAGUGCCUCAUAUCUCAUAGACAAAAUGUUUGAAAGCAGUCCCUCUAAACCAGGGACAAAAACAAAAUCUAAAACCAUGGCAGACAGAUUCACAGAACAUACCAUGUAUCGUGAGGCUAAAGAAUAUGACAAUGAGAAAUUCAAACUUACCCUGGAUACUGACAACUCAGCCCCACUCCUCGACUUGAUGACUCCCACCAAGGAAGGGAGUGAGGAAGAGUUGAAGGAGGUGGAUGAAGCUGUGGAUAAUGUCAGUGAGGCUGGGACAUACACCAUCGAUUGUGAUGAUGUUGAUGAGGAGGAACAGCAGGCACGACAUAGUAUAGACACAGUAUUCGGGGUAGCCAGCGAUGCUGACAUGAUGUCGCAAAGUCUUGUCAUCAAUGAUGAAGGCAAGAAACGUCUGGAUGAGCUCAGAAUUGAUGAGCCUCUGGAGGACAAGUUUGCUAAAGGGGAGAUAACUUUGGCAGACCUGGAGAAGGAGAUUGGGCGGCUAGAGAGGAGGAAGACAGAAGUGUCCGUAUCCAGUAGUGUAGAGGGAGAAGGAGGCAGCUCUGCCCUGCAGGAACUCAGAAUCAUUGAGGAUCAUGAGAACCCCAGCACCUCACUGCCAAGUGACGCUCCAGCAUGGGUAACACAGUGGGCUGCAUUGACCAAUCAAAAGUCCCGGUCUAGGUCAUCCAACAUGGAUGCCUCAAGUCCUAGCUCGAUUCACAGCCACACCUCAGAAAAAGAUGAGAAAACUUUCAAGAAGUCAGCCCAUGGUCUGAGACGUAGGGGGACAGGACGAAAACUUCCCAGCAUUCCAGGAGAGUCGAGUAAGACUAGUCCUUCCAGCAGUGAACACAGUUCAAGGGUUAGCGAGACUACAGGAAGUCCUAGCAUACUGACCCCCCGCCAUAGUGAUGGUGUCUUCUUGGAAAAUGGCAGACCGAAGGCGGUUACGAUCUCUAGUCAAGUGGUGUCAAAAUAUGAUGACACAGACACUGAAUCAGUGUCACGGACAAAGUUCAGCAGCGACACAGAAAGUGUGGCUACGAGUGCUCUCACUAGUGUGACAAGGUCAGAUAUGGACACUGACCGACCUAGCAGAAGUUCAAGGUCAGUGUCCAUAGAGAGUGAUAGGACAACACAUAGUUCACGGUCAGCACGUAGUACUGGCAGUAUGGAUACAGAACUUCUCCUGCGUGACACAGAAACUGUGAUGGCUGCCAUGGAGGCACGAAUGGGCUCAAAGUCAAGCAACAAACCCAAAGAACCCCCACAAAUGAACGGGGCUAACGAUUCCUUUUCAGAUAAUGAGAGUAUGGUUGCUAUGGUGAAUGGAGAUGACCAAUAUGUAAAACCAACAAACUUCAGUAGUCCCAGACAAAAUUUGGCCAAGACACGGCCAACAACAGGACAAGUGAAGAACAAGCCUUCUCUUAUUAGGACUAAUUCUGCUACUGCCAGGCUGAAUGCGUUUAGAGUGUGUAAUAAACGCCACAGUUCUGGGGAUGUGUCAACUGUAGUAUCUGAUGUACUCAGUGAAACCCCCACAGAAAUUGAACCCACUGAGGACAGCUUUAGCAGGUCCAACUCCAAAGGCAAGGGCAAAAUGACAAUGACACGCCCUAAUAGGGCAUUCGAGUUACGACGUGCUCGAGCUGAAGCUGAUGAACCCACCACACCUGGAUCAACAGUAAGCUCAGUGUCGGACACAUCAUCAAGGGGAACUACGUCUACGACCAACUCCUCGCGACCUUCUUCAAAGUCACGUUUAUAUUCAGACAGGACAAAUGAUUCCGCUCGCAGUGAUCUGAGUCUCGGUGGACAAAUUGUGGCGCGGAGUCGUAACAAUACCACACGCUCUACCAGCGACUUAUUGCGAAGAGAUGGAGGUAGACACAGUUUACGACUCAAUAGGGCUAACUCUAGCACUGAUCCAGUGUCUACUUUGGGAACUGAUAUACGCAAGACUGAUAUAAAAUCAAUCAAAGCCAGGUUAAAAAACUCAACUUAUGGGACGACAGGCUUGUCUGUGACUGGGGUGAGUAGUUCUAGUAGGAGCAGCACCAACACUCAGACCAGUAAUAGUCGCACCAACUCACCCAAGUCAGCAGAGAAAGAAGCUUGGAGGCGCAGGAAGGAAUAUGACCCUAGAAAGUCAGUUGCAACUGCUGCUAAGGCAAAAUCACAAGGCAAAAAAUCUAAAGGCGAUGAAAUACGGAUUCUUGCAUCUAAAAAUUCCAAAAUGACCCGUUCUGCUUCAUUUACUAACACAGCUGAACUGAGGAGAUAUAGGAGAGAUAACUCAUCAUUGUCAAGUACCGAUGAAAUUAGCACUUGUACAAACAGUGAGGUUGACCAUUCAUUUGUGGACCCAAGUUCCCAACGCGGAUUUAUUCCCUACUCCGGGAGGUCACAGUCAAGUCGUCUUUACCAGAGCUCUGAGGAUGAGGAGAUGAACAUGAUGGUGAAGUCUUCACAGGACCUGAGUCGGUGUUUGCUGGGCAGUGUGCCGUACAUGUCGGCCUUCACCCCACCACCCCCUAAACUGAUGUCUCCCUCCUCCUCACCGUCACCCCUACCUCUGUCCCUAUUUAAACCCCGCCCAUACAAUCACACAGCCCCUUCCAGGAAAUACUCUGAACCCACACUACCUGUCGUCCAGUCUUAUGACAACAUCCUGGUGUCCUCCAUUUUUCAAUUGUCACUCAAGCUCAAAUCAUCAACCGACAAGUCACUGAAAAAACUCAAGGACCACGAGAGGAUUGAGAAUGGUACAGCAGUCUCCCCUAUGGAUGAGAUGUUGGACCAGGCCAGCAAUGUGUCAGGGGACAUGCCUGGCUGGAACUCGGCCAAUCAGGAACUGGCUGGCAUCCUUAACAACCUCAGGAAGAUAGAACACCAUGUUCAUGUGAUGAACAAGGUAUUGUUUCCGGAUGAGGAGUCUGACUCCGACACACCGAGGAUGACAGGUCAGGAGAAACAGGAGUACCUCCAGGAGAUAGAAAGAAUCAGAGGGGAGCUGGCAGGCUUCCAACCCAUAUCCACUCCUGAAGAGGCUUGGAAGUUCCGUGACGGGGAUGAAUCCAUCGAGUCUGACUGUGAGGAGCUUGGUGUCCCAGAGGAAUUCUUCUAGCUAAUCAAAUUCUCACUAGAAAUACUCUAACCUACCAUAAUAUCACAGGAAUUCUCAGACUCAUUUGUCAAGAGAAAGAUUCCAAAUAGGAUCUUUUGUCCAUUCAAAGAAUAUGAGUAUUAUUUCGAGUAUAUUCAGUAAAUUCUCAUUAAAAUUCUUCAAACUAAUCUUUAGAGAUUGUUUAUUAAUUACAGCUGAAUCUUUCGAAAUUACAUCCAAGAAGAAUUGUUUUGAUUGGACAAUUAAGAUACUACAGUGUCAUAUGAAUUUAAUGUAAACCAAUUUUCUGGGUAAGUGAGUGAACAGUGUGUGGUACAAACUGUUUUAACACAAACUGCCAUAUGUGUGAUAUUUUAUCAGUCUGGGUCUGUCUAAAUGUGUCAGUUGAAUACUGACAUCAGUAAACCAGCUCAACUGUUGUUUUACCAGUGAUACAUCACACUUUGUUAAUGAUCUCUGUAACAAGACCAAAAGCUCCCAGGCUUCCAUGUAGGUUAAUGUUUAUGUCACCGCCUUAUAAGGGCAUGUGUUCAUUAGAGUGAGGGUUAGUGCUUAAAAGCUCAAACUGUCCAACUGAAUAUUGGAUCAUGCUAGGCAUGAUUUGGCAUUAGUUUUAACUUCCAUUUGUUUAUAUAAAUUAAUGUUUAUGUCAGUGAAUAUUCUAUGUAAUAGUGAACAUUCAUCAGUCAUGAAUAUUCAGUGUUGACUGAAUACUUAUGCAUUGUUAUUUGUACAUGUUAUGAAUAUUCAUGAGUUAUAUGUACAUGUCCCCAGACUUGUACUAUAUAGGUACUGUGUGUUGUACCGUUUUCUGUGAUAUGAUUUCCAUUGAGGAGAGUGCUUUUAAUGCUUAGAGCUGUAAACGUGUGUCUGACGUGAAUGAGUUGCCCCAUCCAUUGUAUCGUGCCACAUCAGAUGCUAGUCAGUACUAAACAAACCCACAGGUGUAGGCGCUAAGUAAACCUGUUUAUAAACCUAGUUAAAUAUGACACACAAGCAAGUCAUUUCUGUGUCUAAGCUUCAUUCAUUUUUAGUUUGUAAACUCCAAUCAUUCUAGAGGAAUCUCAAAAUAUUGCUGAAAAGAUAUUUUAAGAUUUAUAUUGAAAAAUUGUUAGUUUCAAUACUUUCUUUGCUUUGUGAUAAUUAUUCAUUGUUAAAAAAAUAUAUAUGGUUUAACAAUUCUAUCUGAAAUGAAAUUUGAUCUGGUAAUCCAAUACCCCUCGUUUGGGUAAGAGUUGAGUUAUAAUAUACGUUGUUAACCAUCGGUGUCAUGUUUGAAAUACUAUAUAUACAUAAAUGUCUAACUUGUUGUUUGUAAGUAUCAAUAUGUGAUGUAUGUGAUGCUAUGGAUUUGUACUACAUUGCCUUGUGUACGACUACAAGACUUCCUUCAGCAGUUAAAAUACGAUAUAGUGCCUAGGAUACACUAUCCCCUCUAAGUGCCAAGUUGUUCAGUAAAUCUGUAACCUCAUCAUGUCCAGUUUUUGUAUUUCAUCCUGUAAAAAAGUUCAAUAGAUUGGGAAUGUUAUUGAUAUUGGCUUUCUCCAUGUCAAACUAACCCACCAAGCUUAGUGUAGGAACAAAUAACUAAUACCUUACAAGUAGUGUAGGAUAUAGAGAAACUCGGCCUGAAUAAGUGGAAUAUUGGUACAUACAAAUCAAAACUGAUAGUUCCCAUAACAACAGAAACGUUCAUGUCUGUCUAUAUUUCCUUGUAACUUUGUUGUAAAACUUGCAGAUCAGUCUCCAAAUAUUGAACCAGGCAUACAUAAUAGUUCAACUUGUUUGGGAAGGGAGAUAACUCCAAUGAUCCCACACAUAAGGACAAAUUGACACUAGGAGAUAAAAUCUGAGAUUUUUUGCUAUUUUAUUUUUAAAAAAAAAAAAAUGUUUGGCGUAUAUCUAUGUAAAAUGGCAGAUUUUUACGAUAUUGUUUUGAAAUAGAAUGCUUCAACUGCAUGAAUAUUGUUAUCCAAAAUGUAUCUGUACUGAUCAAAGGAGGAUGGUUAUAGAGACAGGAUACAAAUAUAACAUCAAGUGAAGAACAGUGGGGUUCUAGCUCUGUUAGUGUUCGUGGGGACACCACCCCAGUCGCCUGGAUGUUUGUAUGUUAGUGAAUAAUGACUGUGAUAUGUUUUGCUUCAGUGUAAGUCUCGUUCCAGAGUUAAAGUUGGGUAAUAUGUAUACAUAUAUAUCUAUAAUAAUUGUUAUAAGAUGUCCAGUGUUAGUGAGCCAAUAUUUACAGAGAUAGUACACACGGCUGUGGCUGGAUGUCGAGUCUAACCACACAUUUCGUCAUUUCUCACCUUAUCGGUUGGGAAUAACAGUAUUUCGUGAUGCGUCCAAUGCCUAACGAAGGAACUUUGAUACAGUCCCUGCUAAAUGAAUUCCAGUUCCUGUAUUGAACUUUUGUAUGGCCUGUCUGGACUAAAAAAGUGUUGACUUAAUGACCAGAGCCUCGGUGGUCAUUUACCAGAAAACCACAUCAGAGACCUGUUAAAACUUCAUUUACCAAAACGAUUUUUUCAGAUAUAUUUGUAAGGGUAUCAACAUCAUGAUUGAAGAUGUUAUCUUUUGUUGUGGUGUAUACUUACUUACUGUAAUAGCAUGACCCAUAACCAAAAGUUCUUUCAAAACAUUUCAAAUUCAUUUUUAAAAAUCCGAACUUAUUCGGUUUGUUAUUUUUAAUUUUAUACACUUUAGGAACCUGAUGCAAUUAUUUGAGAUAACUUUUCUGUGUUCAGGACAGACCAGGUCAAUCAAACUGUAAAAUUAUAACUCCAUUACAAACGUUACAUGGACAAGCUAUAGAAUACAGUGUGUAACUGCUCUAUCUGUGGUGUACAAACACAUUGUAUGUGGUGCACAGUUACACAUACAGUGUACGUAGUGUGGGGUAUAGUGAAGUACAGCAGACGGGUGGUGUACGAUUCCAAAAAACGGCAGGUUCUGAUGUUGUUUUGUCUUGGGAACAAUGUAAAUGGCCAACAUUAACAAAUGCAAUAUAUUCUAUAUUCAUUGUGCUUAGAUUUUUACUAAUUCAGCUUAUUAACAGUACAUUAAUGUAAUGACUUAGUUGCAUAAGAACAAAUCCUUUCUCAAUUGAUAUAUUAUUUAUUAUAAAAUAAAACCAAAAAGCUACUAUUUAA